UCUUUGCAAUACCAAGAUCUAGGCCCAGUCGAUUGUUCCAGGGCGGUGGAAUUCGGAAAUCUUCGAGGAAAAACCGUUCUUGUGACAGGGGAUUCGACUUCUUUCUUUCAGGCAAUUGUCUUUGAGCUGAUAGAAUGCAGGAAUGCUAUCGUAGUCAAUGCUGACCUCAACCCCACCCCCGAGGGUCUUGCAUUGCCCAAGUCCGUUAACAAAGACAGUGUUUAUUUCACAAAGUGCGACAUCUGUUCCUGGCCGGACCAGAAGACGGCGUUCAAAUCAGUCGUUGCGAAGUCCGUUAACAAUAGCAUCGAUAUAAUCGUCGCCAACGCCGGUAUAUCCGGAGAUGAUCCGCUCCUGAUGAAUCUUGAUGCAGAUGUCGAAGAACCAGACACGCGAAUUGUCCAGACAAAUCUGAUCGGAACAAUGUACACGACUGGGCUGGCUUUAAACCACUACUUACUACUUCCAGAAAUCCCUCCACAGAACAAAUGUCUCAUUCUGAACUCGAGUCUUGCUGGCUACCUUGACUCGCGUCCCUCCUAUGGCUCCGCCAAGUUCGGAUUGAGAGCUGUGAUGAGGGCUCUAAGGCACAAAGGCGUUUGUCAGGUGAAUAUAAUUUCCCCCUGGUUCAUCCACACUCCUAUAUUGAGUAAAGAGGCUGCGAGUCUGCUGACUACACAGCUUGAGGAGAUAGGCUCGGACUUUGGUCUAGCUGAAGAUUGUGCUCACUGUGUUUUGCGAAUAUCGGUAGACAAUUCCAUCCAUGGACGUGGUUUUGGAAUAUUACCCCGGAACAUGGUCAAGGAAGGUUACUGUGAUCUUGACGAGGACGAUUAUAAGCCAGGCACUCUUUGCCAUCAGCUUCGGAAGGACAUCUUAAGAGUGUCGCAUCGC
This is a messenger RNA of Exophiala aquamarina CBS 119918, 894 nucleotides long. RefSeq lists its product as uncharacterized. The record is from RefSeq and is a predicted model, not a curated record. Gene Ontology annotation, cellular component: cytoplasm. The annotation marks the transcript as partial. The transcript has 6 exons. NCBI's taxonomy places the organism in Eukaryota, Fungi, Ascomycota, Eurotiomycetes, Chaetothyriales, Herpotrichiellaceae. Gene Ontology annotation, molecular function: oxidoreductase activity, acting on the CH-OH group of donors, NAD or NADP as acceptor.